UAUUCGAGAUCGUUAGAGUAUAUAUAUGUGUUUCGAGCGGUAUAUAUAUUUCAUGCAGUUCAUGUUGAUAUAUUAGUUCUUAACGUUAAUCUGAGCUGUACGCAACAACCAUGUUUUGUGUGCUUGGAUAACUUUGAACUUAAGAUUAGCCCAGAGCAAAAUGACUACCAAAGGUGUUUUCGUUAUCAUAUAUCUGUGUUUUAUGCAUCAGAUAACAUCAACAUCGACACCAGCAACAAUAUCGAAACAGGAAACAACAUCGACUUCGGAAACAACAUCGACGCCAGAAAAUACAUCGUCGGAAAAAGUUUCGACAAAGGCAACACCACAGACAACGACAACAACAUCGACAGCGGCAGCAAAAUCGACAUCGCCGGCAACAACAUCGACAACAGAAACUAUAUCGACACCGACAACAACAUUGACACCGGAAAAUACAUCGACACCUGCAGCAACAUCGACAUUACUGGCAACAACAUCUACACAGAAAACAACACCGGCACCAGAAACAACAUCGAAAACGACAAUUACAUCAAUACCGGCAGCAACAUUGCCACCAUUGGCAAUAACAUCGACAUCGGAAACAACAACAGAAAUGACAGCAACAACAUCGAUACCGGAAAAUUCAUCGGCACCGGCAGCAACAUCGACAUCACCGGCAGCAACAUCGACAUCACUGGGAACAACAUCUACACAGACAACAACAUCAACACCGGCAGCAACGUCGUCACCACUGGCAACAACAUCGACACAAGAAACAACAUCGACAUCGGAAAAUACAUCGACGACACCGGCAGCAACAUCGCCACCAACGACAACAACAUCGACUCCGGCAGAAACAUCGCCACCAACGACAACAACAUCGACUCCGGCAGAAACAUCGCCACCACCGACAACAACAUCGACACCGGCAGCAACAUUUCCUCCGAUGGCAACAACAUCGACACAAGAAACAACAUCGACACAGACAACAACAUUGACAUCGUCAACAACAUCGACACCGGAAAAUACAUCGACACCGGCAGCAAUAUCGCCACCACCGACAACAACAUCGACUCCGGCAGCAACAUCGCUACCGUCGGCAACAACAUCGACACAGGAAACAACAUCGACACAGACAACAACAUUGACAUCGGAAUCAACAUCGACACAGGAAAAGUCAUCGACACCGGCAGCAACAUUGACAUCACCGGCAACAACAUCUACACCCACAACAAUAUUGACACCGGAAACAUCGACACAGACAACAACAUUGACAUCGGAAAUAAAAUUAACACAGGCAGCAACAUCGCCACUACCGUCUGUAACAACAUCGACACAGGAAACAACAUCGACACAGGUAACAACAUCGACAUCGGAAUCAACAUUGACACAGGAAAAUUUAUCGACACCGGCAGCAACAUCGACACAGGAAACAACAUCGACACCAGAAACAACAUUGAAAAUGACAAUAACACCGACACCAGAAACAACAUCUACACCGACAAUACCGACACCAGAAACAACAUCGAAAACGACAAUAACAUCGACUCCGGCAGCAACAUUGCCACCACCGACAACAACAUCUACACUGGUAGCAACAUCUCCACCAUUGGCUACAACGUCUACACCGGCAGCAACAUCGGAAAUGAUGGCAACAACAUCGAUACCGGAAAAAAAAUCGACACCGGCAACAACAUCGCCACCAUUGGCUACAACAUCUACGCCGGCAGCAACAUUGCCACCACCGGCAACAACAUCGACAAAGACAACAAUAUUGACAUCGGCAACAACAUCGACAUCGGAAAAUAUAUCGACAUCGACAUCAACAGCAUCAACACAGACUACAACACCGACAACGGAAACAACAACAACAUCGACAAUGGCAGCAACAUCGACAUCAUUGGCAACAACAUCUACACCAACAACAACAGCGCAACAGCAUCGACACGACACAUCGGCAACAACAUCGACAACGGAAACAACAUCGACAACGGAAAAUACAUCGACACUUUUAACAAAAUCGACAUCACCGGCAACAACAUUUACACCGACAGCAACAUCGACACCGGCAGCAACAUCUCCGCCACCGGAAAUAAUAUCAACACCGGAAACAACAUCGACACAGACAACAACACAGACACCAACAACAACAUCGAUACCAAUAACAACAUCGGGACUGGAAACAACACAGACACCUACAAGAACACAGACACCGGCAGAAGCAACCAAGUCCGCGGCAGAACUUACAACAAACAUGGCAACAACUCAAGCUACAUCAAGUCAUGGAACAACAGAUUGUGGGUGGUUGCUACAGCCAACGAAUGGAAAUAUCACUUAUGCUCAAAACAUGACAACAUAUGGGUCUAAAGCUACAUACACGUGUGAUGAAGGAUAUUACAUUAAUGGAUCACAGACAAUACAAUGUGAAGCGUCAGGACAUUGGAGCACUAACGAAACACGUUGUCAAGUAAAAGAUUGUCAAACGCCUAAAUCAGUACGAGACGGCUUUAUUGAAACUCCAAAUGGAACAGAAUUUGGUGCUGUGGCCGACAUUUCCUGUAAUCCUGGAUAUACAUUACAUGGAGACAACUUUACAAAGUGCAUGGCGGAUGGCUCAUGGGAUACAUAUUCUGUUAAUUGCACGCUGAAUGACUGUGACAACGUCACAAAUGUACCUACAAACGGAUACGUAGACCAAACAAAUGGAACUACAUACUUAUCUGUUUCAACAUUCCGCUGUGAUAUUGGCUAUACAUUAUACGGAGACAACACUACAGUUUGCACAGAAGAAGGCAAAUGGACAGCAUAUAAUGUAACCUGUAUCAUCAAUGACUGUGGAAAACCUAAUGAUACAGCUCAUGGAACGGUCUUACCAGAAACGGGACAUGUUUUCAAAGACAAUGUUACAUAUAAAUGCAAUGAGGGAUACGAAACUUCUGAUGCAACGUUUAUCACCUGUAAUUCAUCUGGUGAAUGGAACAGACCUCCACCAAUGUGCAAAGACAUUAAUGAAUGUGAUCGGUAUACCGCAAAUUGUCAUAGACGAGCAGACUGUAAUAACACAGAUGGUGGUUACUGGUGUAAGUGUCAGACUGGGUUCAGUGACAUCUCAGGGGGUAAAGGAACUAACUGUGAAGAUAUAGACGAAUGUUCAGAUACCAGUACAAACAACUGUAAUAAAGACGGGUCCCAGUGUAUCAACUAUCCUGGAGGUUUUCUUUGUCUUUGUGACGACGGUUGGACGGCUGAUAAUUGUAGCAUCGAUAUAGAUGAAUGUAACACGACCGGCUGCGGUGUACGAGCUAAUUGUACAAACUAUGAUGGAGGCUACAACUGUACUUGUACUUCUGGCUAUCCAAAAGGAGAUCCGAAAAUACAUUGUUACGAAAAUGUCAUCAUAGAUCUGGAAACUCGCGUUGACCCCUUCAGAGGAAACGAUGAGCUGAUAGACGCUAAGCCUAUCCAUUACAGAUUUCCGUAUUAUGGAUAUGAAUACAACUCAUAUAGGCCAAAUAUGAAUGGCUUUCUUACACUUGGCUACCAACCAGUGUAUGAGCACUAUGGACCAGAAACUCCGGCUGACUGGAAGAAAUAUAGCCGGGGAAAUACCGUUAUAGCUCCAUUCUGGACAGAUAUUGACUCUACAAACCUUACUGGAGGACUUUAUGUUCAUCUCUUUGAGAAUUAUACCAACUAUGGUCAAAAUGACAGUCAGCAUAAAGACCUUUCACGUCUUGGAAAGAUAUUCACUGAAUAUUAUAAUCUCACAGAUUUCACACCUCGGGUUGCAAUUGUAGCCACCUGGAUUAAUGUCACACAGUCGUCCUACAUUGUACCUUCCAGGUUAAUUAGAAAACAUAAUGCUACAAUGCAAGUGAUACUAAUUUCUGAUGGUAUCUAUUCCUACGUAAUGUUCAACUACGACCAUGAACAGUGGUCGUUCGAAAUUGACGGAAAGAUUCCCAGCUCGGCUGGUUUUAGCCAAAGCGACAACACUGGAUAUAUUAUAGCCACCAGCAAAAAUUUUACACAUUUAAAUAAUGACACAAACGUAAAUGAAGGUACUAAUCAUAUUGAUGGAAGAUGGAUAUACAACGUGAGUAGCAACGAUAUAAAUAGAAAUGCAGUUUUACGGAACGAAUCGGAAUGUCUAGAAUUCAGCAGAAACAAAACAAUCAAAGACUGGAUAACGAAACAACGGGAAUUGUCAUACCCAUGUCCAUGUAGCGAGCAACAGAUGCAACUUGAUUACAGUUACCGCAGGGUGGAUCCAAUGUAUGAAAACAAACAGACUAAGACGGUUUGCUAUGAGGCAUGGUUCUUUAACAACGACGGUGUGAAGCAGACGUGCUGUUAUAGCUAUGGUGCGUUGAAAAAGGAAAAUAUCGGUGGCGGCUUUGCAACUUUUGAACACGAUAAAUACAAUACUACUCAAUACUUCUACAAAUGUUGUGAUGCAAAGACAGACAGGCACCUGUGUCAUCUCUUCUACGAAAUGAACCCGCCUGAUGAUUGUUCUAAAUUCCAGCCUGCGGACGAGCCCAUUGGUAGAUACAGGCGCUCGCUUAUCGGAUAUAUGAGAGGCGGAACUGAUCAGAUUUGACGGCCAAAGCAUUAUUAGACUUAUUAGACUGUUAUCAUUGUGCUGAAAUGAUUUGUUGCAUUCAUUUCAAGAUUAUUAACUUUUUAUCUAUUGUUA
Molecule: messenger RNA, 4681 nt
Organism: Mercenaria mercenaria
Lineage: Eukaryota; Metazoa; Mollusca; Bivalvia; Venerida; Veneridae
Exons: 16
Coding region: 161-4585 (1474 amino acids)
Biological process (GO): cell-matrix adhesion
Molecular function (GO): calcium ion binding
Source: RefSeq, a predicted model, not a curated record